AUGAGAGCAAUCCUUUGGAAGGCUUUGAGCCGAAACGUUCUUGCUUUUUCUUUGGUUGUUCACCAGGAUGUGGCUCUUGUGGAGAGGUUGCUAAGGGCCAUUUAUAUGCCGCAUAACAUAUACUGCAUACAUUAUGAUCUGAAGUCCUCAGAUUACUUUAUUUCAGCAAUGAAAGGUCUGGCCCGCUGCAUCCCCAACGUCUUCAUUGCCUCAAAACUGGAGAGGGUGCAGUACGCAGGCUUCUCACGACUCAAAGCAGAUCUUAAUUGCCUGUCUGACCUUCUAGAUUCUGAGGUCAAGUGGAAGUAUGUCAUCAACCUGUGUGGUCAGGACUUUCCACUGCGGACAAACGCUGAGCUGGUGUCGGAUCUAAAAGAGCUGAAAGGCAGGAACAUGGUGGAGAGCAAGUGGCCUGAAGGAAAAACAGGUCGCUGGACUUAUCAUCAUUCACUGAAAGAUAGUAAUUCAGAGUACUACAGCUCACCUGUCACCACUUCUGAGAUGAAAUCUCCACCUCCUCACAACAUAGCCAUGUUUGUGGGCAGCGCGUACUUCACACUUUCAAGAGAAUUUGUGGUUUUUGUGCAACAGAGUUCCCUAGCCAGUGAUUUCUUGGCUUGGUCUGAGGAUACAUACUCACCUGAUGAACACUUCUGGGCAACUCUGGUUCGUGUGUCUGGAGUACCAGGGGAAGUGCCAAGUUCUGACCCUGAAAUCUCAGAACUGAAAAGUAAAACCCGUCUGGUGAAGUGGUCUUAUCUAGAAAGGAUUCUUUACCCACCAUGCACUGGAGUCAGUAUACGAGCUGUAUGUAUUUAUGGUGCUGCUGAGCUCAGAUGGCUCCUAAACUAUGGCCACUGGUUUGCUAAUAAAGUGGAUCCAAAAGUGGAUCCUGUUCUUAUGGAAUGUUUAGAAGAAAAACUUGCAGAAAAACGCCUGAGGCCAAAACUGCAGUAA
Sinocyclocheilus anshuiensis is the source of this 957-nucleotide messenger RNA. Its product is annotated as beta-1,3-galactosyl-O-glycosyl-glycoprotein beta-1,6-N-acetylglucosaminyltransferase 4-like. Bases 1 to 957 code for a protein of 318 amino acids. Gene Ontology annotation, cellular component: membrane. The transcript has 2 exons. Lineage: Eukaryota; Metazoa; Chordata; Actinopteri; Cypriniformes; Cyprinidae. The record is from RefSeq and is a predicted model, not a curated record. Gene Ontology annotation, molecular function: acetylglucosaminyltransferase activity.